AUGGAUAGUGGAUCAGUACGGUUAGUUGCCACCGCGCAGGACAUGGAGCGAGCUGGGCUUGCAGUGGUUGCGUAUUACCUGCGGUUGUAUGCGGUGGAGAAGCUUUUGCAACUGAGCGAGCGGUCUGAUGAGGUUACAGAGGCUGCUACGAUGUUGCUUGACCAGAUUGAGACCUUCAAGCAGGAAGUCACAGGUUCUGAGGAUUCUGAAGCUGAUGGAGUGAAAGUACUGCUGCAGGACAGCAAGAAAGCCAUGGUUUACAUGCUGAAUUUUGCGAUGUCAUUGUACAAUGAUAAAUUAAAACAGGUUCAGGAUGGGCCUUGGGAUCUGACACUCAAGCGUGGUUUGUGGUGCUGCAUUGAUCUGUUUACAUGUGUCAUUCAUCUUUGGCAGUCUGAUUUGCAAGAUUUGUCUAAAGUAGCAGAGAGAGUAAAAUAUUGUAAGAUAUAUUUGAGUAAAAUGGCCAAAGGUGAGUUGCAAAAGCAAGAGGCCGAGCCUAAUGAUGAGGAAUUGGAUAAAGAACUGGACAAUCUUGUUACUGAUACAGCUAAGGAAGAGUCCGGCGAGGAAAAACCUCAAGAAUUGGACUAUGCGGACUUUUUGGGAGGUGAUGAUGAAUCUAAUGAUGUUCCACUUGAUAAAUCCGAGGAAGAGGAAGUCAACAAGUUGGUAGGAGAUUCACAAGAUAAUGCGGUGACUGAAGAUGAUGUUGACGAUUUAAUCAAUAAGCUUAAGAUGGCUGAUGAGGACUCAGAGAACGAACCUGAUGAUCUUUACAGAUCACAAGCCGAUGAAAAUGGUGGUAGUGAAGAGCCAAGUAACCUUGGAUUACCCGACACACCCGCUAACAUACCGUCUAGGAAGUUGGACACCCCAGCAUUUGUCGAUUCAAGUGACGAGGACCAAGGCAGUGAUGCCGAUGUGGAAGAAAAGGACGAUGCAGUGGAGCCUGUGGUUCACACAAGUUCAACUCCUAUGGAACAAGAGCUGGAAGAGCUAGAGACUUCCAAACCAACAUACACGAAGAAUGAUCUGGCGAAUAUGAUGGAUAAAGCAGAUAAGAUAGAGAAAAUACAGCGAUUUGCUAAAUAUGCUAUUAGUGCACUGAACUACGAGGACAUAUCCACAGCGCGUGACGAAUUAACCAAGGCUUUAGAGUUGUUAAACACUAUGUAG
Messenger RNA from Nakaseomyces glabratus, 1176 nucleotides. It is a transcript of the gene VTA1, whose product is annotated as Vta1p. The record is from RefSeq and is a predicted model, not a curated record. Gene Ontology annotation, biological process: late endosome to vacuole transport via multivesicular body sorting pathway. Gene Ontology annotation, cellular component: multivesicular body. Lineage: Eukaryota; Fungi; Ascomycota; Saccharomycetes; Saccharomycetales; Saccharomycetaceae.